Trichomonas vaginalis G3 is the source of this 435-nucleotide messenger RNA. RefSeq lists its product as uncharacterized. The transcript has a single exon. The coding region runs from base 1 to 435 and encodes 144 amino acids. The record is from RefSeq and is a predicted model, not a curated record. Lineage: Eukaryota; Parabasalia; Trichomonadida; Trichomonadidae.
AUGAACUCCACAGUUUCAUUUCAAAGGAUUGAAAAUAACCCUCCAAGAGAUACAGAGUUUUUAUAUUGGGGAGUAGACAGACGUUCUUGGGCACAAUUUCUUCGGUUACUAAACCAGAACGAACCAUUGCCACCUGACGGUCCUUUUAAAUUUAUACUCCCACCAACAGAUUUGACAGUUUAUAGAAACGUGUUCGAUCCUCAAAAUGUCAUGUGUCAUGCAAGUUUCAGUUCAAGCAACAACAGUUUUCUUUGUAUCGGUAAGGACUUUUAUGACUUUGCUUCUAAAUUCUACGAACCACCUAGUAACAGUUUCUCUGACUUUCAAGUCUGGUUCACAACAAACGGUGUGCAGCAUAUAAUUCCAUUGUACUAUGACUUUUAUCUCGAAUUGUCUUUCAUAUACAACUACGGAAAAGUGCUGAAAAAGUAUUGA